This is a messenger RNA of Parnassius apollo (apollo), 2106 nucleotides long. Lineage: Eukaryota; Metazoa; Arthropoda; Insecta; Lepidoptera; Papilionidae. The record is from the annotation of a GenBank genome assembly.
AUGGGAUCGGAGGAUAAUUGGAGAACUUCGAACUUUCGGCAAAGCGUUGUCUCAAAGAUAGAGGAGGUAAUCCAGCGUUCAGGCAUGCAAGUGGCCCGCAACAGCAGCGAGAUGGAAAACCAUGUGUACAUGAAAGCUAAGACAAGAGAAGAGUAUAUGAAUAUGGUUGCCAAACUCAUAUUGCAUGUUAGGGAGAUGUCGCAACCAAAACAAAAUCAAGCAGGAACAGCAAUGCAAGGGCCUAACCAGAAUCAAGCAGGCCCAAACCAACAAGUCCAAUCACAACCUGGCCAAGUACCACAAGGACCAAAUAGUCAAACUGGUCUUGCACCCGAUCCUAUAAACGCAUUGCAGAAUCUAGCUUCACAAGGUACUAGGAACCAGAUGAUGAACAUGGGCCAGGGACAAAUGCAACAGCAAGGGGUGCUCGGUCCAAAUCCAGGCAUGGCUGGGUUGCAGGCUCAAAUUGGGCAGCAAGGCCCAAUUGUGUCGCAAGGAGGCCCUCAGUCACAAACAGCAACUAACCUCCUUCAAACUUUAAACCAGAGGCCUCAGUUGAAUAUGCAACUGCAAAAUAAACUGAGUAUGGGAAUGGUACCAAAUCAGAAUCAAAUGGGAAAUAAUAUGGUGUCAAUGGGAGGAAUGGGGAAUCCUAUGGGGAGUCAGUUGCAGAAUCAAUUGACAGGACCUGGAAUGCAGGGGCAAAUGAUGCAAAACAUGUCAAUGUCUAACACAAUGCAAGUACCACUUUCUGGUGCUAAUACUAUGGGAGGCCAGAUGCAAUGUAAUCAGGUUGUUGGAGGUAUGGGAGGACAAAUGGCGCCUAAUUCCAUGCAAGGACAGAUGUCAGGGCAAAUGGUUGGUGGAAUGACUAACAACCAGAUGGUGAACAUGAAUAUGCUACAUAUGCAAGGCCGUGUAGGCAACAAGCCGGAAGUUGUGGGUGGUAUGUUAAGCGCUGGCUACCCUCCGUCUAGAGCUCCACCACCCAAUCAGUUUCUACGUCAGAGUCCUUCACCCUCUGCCUCAUCUCCUAACAUGGGUGGCCCAAGUCCAGUUUCUAUGGGUGGCAGUGUAUUGAGUGGUGCGUUAUCUUCCCCAAUGUCUUCGCUAGGUGCAAUGGGAGCUUGCGGAGGUGUUGGAAGUCCCUCGCCAUCCACAUCCGCACAUCUCGCACAUCAUGCCCCACAGCAACAGCGCGGUGUAAACAUGGGCAUGGUGGCGUCGCCAUCGUCGUCCCUGAAUACCCCCUUGGGUGGAGGGGUCGCAUCUCCUAGCGGCGAGGACGCCGUGUACCGCGAGAAAGUGCGCCAGCUCUCUAAAUACAUCGAGCCGCUGAGACGCAUGGUGCAGCGUAUGGUCAACGAGGGCGAGAAUGUGGAAAAACUAACAAAAAUGAAGAACUUACUGGAUAUUCUGUCAAACCCCAAUAAACGAAUGCCCCUGGAGACACUGAUUAAGUGUGAAGUGGUGCUCGAGAAGUUGGACUUCAAGCGUAGCGAGAGUGUGGGAUUAGGCUUGCCUGCCACUACUGGGAAGCAGGAACAAAUCUUCAAUCCGUUACUGGAAGUCGUGAAUAACUGCCUUCAAUCGCCGCUAGCCAACCACACCCUCAAGCGCACAUUUGGAUCCACUUUAGACGCACUUAAUGGACCUGAGAUUAAAAAUCUACCUCCACCACACAAAAUGCUGAAAUUAGAUGAACCAACAAUGGAAAUUCCUGAUGUUUUACAAGGCGAAAUAGCUAGAUUAGAUUCUAGAUUUAAGGUAUCGCUGGAGACUAUGCAGCUGUCGGGUGGCAGCGGCGCCAUCUCGUUGGUGGCGCAGCUGGACGACGUGAGGCUGCCGUGCGUGCCUGCCGUGCACGUGGCCGUGCCGCGCGACUACCCCGUGCACGCGCCCGCCCGCCUGCGCACGCGUACGCCGCGCGCCGACGCACACCGCGCCUUUCUUGCGCGCGUCGACCAAGCCAUGGAUGCGCGCUGCGCCAGAUUACCAAAAAGUUGUUCUGUUGGACAACUGUUAGACGCGUGGGAGAUGAGCGUGCGACAAGCCUGUGCCCCCAGCCCGGUCUCCUAUACGCCCGUGCCCGCACUCGGCCUGUGA